Molecule: messenger RNA, 2202 nt
Organism: Oncorhynchus masou masou (cherry salmon)
Lineage: Eukaryota; Metazoa; Chordata; Actinopteri; Salmoniformes; Salmonidae
Gene: zpax1
Product: zona pellucida protein AX 1
Exons: 15
Coding region: 19-2202 (727 amino acids)
Source: RefSeq, a predicted model, not a curated record
GCUCCAAAUGGCAUCUGGAUGAUGACAUUCCUGACCCCUGACCCCAAGGUCAUGUUGCUGACUGAUGCUCAGCGGGCUGGUUAUGGUGCAAUGAUGACCCAAACAAGACUGGUGAUCCGAAGCCCCUACAACAUGGCAGAGACUUAUUCUGUAGAGGUGGCUGGAGUUCCUAUGGAGGUCUUCAGUGUGUCCACUUACUACAAGAUUGGCAGUUUGAUUGUGGAUUCAGCUGCUGCCUGUCCUACUGGUGGUGUAGUCUUCACUGACAAGGUCAUCACCUGGCAUGUGCCUCGCCGCAUCACCCCGCUGAUUUCUAGUGCUGUAAAGAUUCUGGAGACACACAUGGGCAUCAAUGGCCAGAGGCUGGACAAAACCAAGAUGGCUGCCAGACACUACAAGCUGUCUGUCACAGAGUCUCACGUCAUCAUUGAGAUUCCAGUGGGGUCCCCCGACGGCUACUACAAGAGUCAUGCCCCAGAUUAUGCUUACCACAUAACCUACACUGUUGAACCGAUGCUUGAGUUGCUGUGGAGGGCAGAAAACACACAGGCUGACACAAGAUACAAAGUCCUCUUCCCCAUCACAACCCCUCUGAUGCCCAGACCUCCACAUGUUAUUGAUAACACAGUUCAUGAGCAGAGAGUGUUUGACAUCCUACUGGGGAUUUUCCUCCAUGAUGUGGAGCUGAUGAACAUCACCUUUACCACCAGGGUGCUAACUGUUGCAGAGUGCAAUGCCAGAGGCUUCGAUGUCCAGGAGCACCACUUUGCUAACGGCUCUAAGACCUUCUCAAUAAGAGUGCCCUUCUCAGAUGCAUUAGUCCUGAAACGAAACCCUGAUCCCCUUACAACUGUGUACUUCCUCCCACUGGUCUUCGGUCUGCUAGUCCUGCCUGACCAAACUCCCUUCCCCCACCCUGCUGAGCUGGAGGCCUCCCGGGAAGAUGUUGUUCUUCCCACAAUCACUGGCAGCUGCGACCAGGAGAACUUCUACUUCUCUGUAAAAUACGGGAGCCAACAGGAUAACUUCCAGACCAUGAUGCUUCAUGCUGGUUCAUGGAGGGAGCUGGAUAUUGAGCUGGCAAAGCUGUACAGUCUCACUGGCAACAGCACACACUUCAGUAUUGUAGUGCCCUUCACUGCACCUGCUGCAGAAUUUGAGUUGGUUAAUUUCAAAUCUAUCAGAGCCAGAGUGGACUUGCUGCUGUUGGAGAUGCCUAACAUGUGGCAACUCGCUGACCUUUCACUUGCCUGCUACUUCCCCCUGACUACAACUGAGUGCUACGCCAACGGCACGGUGACUGCACUGGCGGUUAAGGUGGAAUCUGUUAGCAACUUGAACCCUGAAUACCUGACCUUGAGGGACCAGUCAUGUAAACCAGCCUUCAGCAAUGACCGCUUUGCUCUCUUCUCCUUCAAACUCAACUCCUGUGGCACCACAAGAACAUUCUUUGACAAUGUCAUGGUGUAUGAGAAUGAAAUUGCCCUGCCAUACAACACCGGCAAAGACAGUAGUAAAGGUCCAUUCACUCCAGAGUAUCGGCACACCAUCUCUUGCUACUACCUGCUCAACUACACGAAGACCAUGGCAUUCCGUGCUAGCCCAAGGAGCACUAACCCUGUGGCAGAUCCUGGGGUGGGACAUCUGUUGGUCCAAAUCAGACUGUCCCAGGAUAGCUCUUAUGCCUUAUUCUACCAAUCUGAGGACUACCCAGUGGAAAAGUACUUGAGACAGUCUCUGUAUUUUGAGGUGGAGUUGAUGCAGUCCACUGACCCUAAAAUAGAGGUGGUGUUGGAGAACUGCUGGGCCACACUGCACAAGGACAGGACUUCUCUUCCUAGCUGGGACCUCAUCAUUGACGGCUGUGAGAAUCCUGAUGACCUCUACCUCACUGUCUUCCAUCCCGUCGUUGCGGACACAAGGAUUCAGGUCCCAGCUCACAUCAAACGCUUCUCAAUCAAGAUGUUCACCUUCACCGAUGAUGCAGUUCUGAAAGAACAGCUCUUUGUUCAUUGUGACGCAGUCCUCUGUGACACCACCAAACCUGAUGGCAUCUGUUCAGGCCAGUGUGCAAUUGCCCUGAGGUAUGCAGACUCUCUCAGACCAACUGGCUCAAAAAGAGGUCUUAGAGCUGCAGAUGCCAGCCAGUAUAAGAAACAGAUCUCAUCUGGACCUGUUCUUCUCUCUGACUCCAACUUAUAA